This is a messenger RNA of Lathyrus oleraceus (garden pea), 2461 nucleotides long. Its product is annotated as probable methyltransferase PMT2. The transcript is spliced from 7 exons. Bases 263 to 2095 code for a protein of 610 amino acids. Lineage: Eukaryota; Viridiplantae; Streptophyta; Magnoliopsida; Fabales; Fabaceae. The record is from RefSeq and is a predicted model, not a curated record. Gene Ontology annotation, cellular component: endosome; cytoplasm; trans-Golgi network. Gene Ontology annotation, molecular function: methyltransferase activity.
UGUAAAAUUGAAAACUAGUAAAACUAUAACAACAGUCUCACAGAUUUUCCAGCACCGCCACAAUCACAAUCACAACAACAACAUACACAUUCAUACCUUUUUCUUUAUAAUAAUAUCACCACUUUUCCUUUUUCCUUUCCUUUCUUUCUUCUAUAUAACUCUAGCUAACGCGUUUUAUUGCUACUUCUCAUCUCACUCUCAUUCAUACAUGAAAUUCAUCAUUCUUUCGUUCCUCACUAUAUAAUAAUUAUUCAGGUUCUAGAUGGCGAAACCAAGUGCUGCUGAUAAUAGGACUAGAAGCUCUGUGCAGAUCUUUAUAGUAGUUGGUCUGUGCUGUUUCUUUUAUAUAUUGGGAGCAUGGCAGAGAAGUGGUUUUGGAAAAGGAGAUAGCAUAGCAUUAGAGAUAACUAAGAAUAAUGCAGAAUGUGACGUAGUUCCGAAUUUAAGUUUCGAUUCACACCAUGCUGGAGAAGUUAGUCAAAUCGAUGAAUCUGAUUCGAAGACUAAGGUUUUUAAACCGUGUGCGGCUCGUUAUACUGAUUACACUCCGUGUCAAGACCAACGGCGUGCUAUGACGUUUCCGAGAGAAAACAUGAACUAUAGAGAGAGACAUUGUCCUCCAGAAGAAGAGAAGUUACAUUGUAUGAUCCCAGCGCCAAAAGGGUAUGUAACACCUUUUCCAUGGCCUAAGAGUAGGGAUUAUGUUCCUUAUGCGAAUGCGCCGUACAAGAGUCUCACAGUUGAGAAGGCUAUUCAGAAUUGGAUCCAAUACGAGGGAAAUGUGUUUAGAUUCCCGGGCGGUGGAACACAAUUUCCUCAAGGUGCUGAUAAAUAUAUUGAUCAACUCGCAUCUGUUGUACCGAUAGAUGAUGGGACAGUGAGGACGGCACUUGACACCGGUUGUGGGGUUGCAAGUUGGGGUGCAUAUCUGUGGAGCAGAAAUGUUGUUGCCAUGUCGUUUGCACCGAGGGACUCUCACGAAGCACAAGUACAAUUUGCUCUUGAAAGAGGUGUACCAGCUGUAAUUGGUGUUCUCGGAACUAUAAAGUUGCCAUAUCCAUCGCGAGCUUUCGAUAUGGCUCAUUGUUCUCGCUGUUUGAUUCCCUGGGGAGCAAAUGGUGGAAUUUAUAUGAUGGAAGUUGAUAGAGUUCUAAGACCUGGUGGUUAUUGGGUUCUUUCUGGUCCUCCAAUCAAUUGGAAAGUAAACUACAAACCAUGGCAGAGACCAAAGGAGGAGCUUGAGGAAGAACAAAGAAUGAUUGAAGAGGUUGCUAAGAAACUUUGCUGGGAGAAGAAAUCUGAGAAGGCUGAAACUGCCAUUUGGCAAAAGAUGACAGACUCUGAAUCAUGCCGUAGCAGACAAGAUGAUUCCAAUGUUGAAUUUUGUGAAUCCUCUGAUCCUAAUGAUGUCUGGUAUAAGAAAAUGGAGGCCUGUGUUACUCCGACUCCUAAAGUUUCCGGGGGCGAUCUUAAACCAUUUCCAGACAGGUUAUAUGCAAUCCCUCCGAGAGUUUCUAGCGGCUCUAUUCCCGGAGUUUCUUCCGCGACAUACCAGGACGAUAACAAAACAUGGAAAAAGCAUGUCAACGCAUACAAGAAAAUCAACUCACUGUUGGAUUCUGGUAGAUAUCGCAACAUCAUGGAUAUGAAUGCUGGUUUGGGUAGUUUUGCUGCAGCUAUUCAUUCGUCGAAAUCAUGGGUCAUGAAUGUGGUGCCAACUAUAGCUGAGAAAAGUACUCUCGGUGUGGUAUUUGAGCGAGGACUGGUCGGCAUCUAUCAUGAUUGGUGUGAAGCCUUUUCCACGUAUCCAAGGACAUAUGAUCUCAUUCAUGCCAAUCGCCUCUUUAGUCUCUACCAGGAUAAAUGCAAUACAGAAGACAUUCUUCUCGAGAUGGACAGGAUUUUGCGACCAGAAGGGGCUGUCAUAAUCCGCGACGAAGUCGAUGUAUUAAUCAAGGUAAAGAAAUUAAUCGGGGGAAUGAGAUGGAAUUUUAAAUUGGUUGAUCAUGAAGAUGGUCCUCUUGUUCCUGAGAAAGUACUAAUUGCCGUCAAACAGUAUUGGGUUACUGAUGGAAACUCCACAUCAACACAAUAAUCACUGGAAAAACAAUUUGAAACUACAGUCCUACCCUCAAGCUGAUACUACCUUUCUAUAUACAAUGGUCACAGAGUUCAUAUGGUUUGAUUCUUCAUCACAACUGUGGCAGAGAGAGAGCUUGGUCCAAGUCAAUUUUGUUGUUGAAUUAAUUUACAGUUUAGAAUGUUACAUUCAAGAAUAGAAACCCUCCUCUCUCUGUUCCUUAAUAGUUUCUUUGUUUAUUUAAAUUAUUAAUUGUUUUGCUUUGUACCAAAAGUAAUUAUAUUUCUGGAUUUGAAGUUGUAGCCAGUCCAUUUGUCAAUUCUAUUGGUGAUUAUUUUGUAAACAAUUUAAUGAAUUAUGUGGCAAUCGUGCCUCAAUCAA